This is a messenger RNA of Cylicocyclus nassatus, 1106 nucleotides long. The record is from the annotation of a GenBank genome assembly. Lineage: Eukaryota; Metazoa; Nematoda; Chromadorea; Rhabditida; Strongylidae.
AGGGUUACUCAUAUGGAUCCGGAGCUAUUACGGCAACGCGCUGCGUUCCAGAAGCAUGCAGCUCGAACCGUUUCCGUUCAGCAACGACCACAAAUACAGCUGCCUUCACCGUCAGCUAGCCAUACAACUUACAAUGCUGAAGCAGCUAAGAAGAAAAAGAAGGCUACUAGCCAGCCGACAGCCAAACCAGAAAUGGACUUUCGAACAGCGGUGUCACACAGUAAUGCUGCAAAUUUUGGUACAAUGGCCAAGAUUGUCGAUUAUAUGAAGAAACGACAUCUUGGUCAACAACAAUGGCCGCUUUCCUUGCAAGAAAUAUUGGAUGAGUUACAAGUUUAUGACUUGCCGAAAAGGUCGGAAGCAUGGUUGAGAGAGGCUCUUCCGAAGAAUCCGAGAUUAAGCUGUGAUGAAGAGGGAAAAUUCUCGUAUAAGCCUCCUUACAAAAUCAAAGGCAAAACAUCUUUGGUGGCGGUCGCUAAAAAACACCACCAAGAUGUCAAAGGAGGGAUUUUGUUAUCAGAGUUGAACGAAUGCAUUCCGAAUGGAGAGAAAGUUUUGGAGGCUCUUGCCGACCAAAUCAUCGUCGUUCCAACGCAAGUGAACAAGCGAAAAGACAAAGUAUUCUUCUACAAUGACCAGGAGCUGGAUAUACAGAUCGAAGAUGAAUUCAAACAAAUCUAUCGCAAAGUUUCUGUCGAUCAUUUGGACGAAAAGAAAAUCGAGGAGUACUUACAAAAACAUGGAAUUGACGCGAUGAAGGAUCUUGCACCCAAAAGGAUUGGUAUGGGCCAACUUAAACGAAAAACACCAAAACGUCGUCAAAAUCAUAAAGUACAAAAUCAACAUCUGGAAGGUGUUCUGGAAGAUUACGAGUAAUAUCUGUUGUUUUUCACUUCAUAUAAAGCUUGAUAAGUGGUCAUCAGAAUCUUCAAGAUCUCCAAAAUCUAUAGCCUUUCUAAAGUUCUCUUUAUUAUUUUCUACCUUACUGAUUUUCAAUAUAUGUAUGUACAUAAUCUUCUGGUUUUAUUGAUUUUAUUGAUCUUUGUCCUUGUUAUAAGGCAGCAUGUAUUUGUGAUACGUUCACAGGAAAUGAAUAUGGGUAUAGU